Molecule: messenger RNA, 6716 nt
Organism: Electrophorus electricus (electric eel)
Lineage: Eukaryota; Metazoa; Chordata; Actinopteri; Gymnotiformes; Gymnotidae
Source: RefSeq, a predicted model, not a curated record
CAAACCUUAUCAACGCCGCACGCCGACUUCGCACUCUGCAAUGUUUGUACAGGAGGUAUACUGCUAUCGUAGAAGCGAUUAUCCAUAUAUUUUGUAUUAGUUUAAUGUUCGGCUCUCCCGUUCAGUUUCUUUUAAUAAUUCUUUCGCUUGUGGUCGUGGGUGGCUUCCAGUCUCCAGUGGCAACUGACUUCUUGCCUUCUCCAGCCCCCUCCAGCUAAGUUCAAGAAAACAACCGGACCCCCUCGCCUAGUGCGCUAAAUGUGUCUCCCAGGGGAGCUUCAGACCUUGCUGGGUUUGUGCGGUUAUCAACAUUUUACUAUGAGAUUCGUUCACAAGAUCUGACAGUUGAACCUGUAAACUAAGGCACGCGGUGGAUUUUCUCGAGAUUUUUUUUUUUUUUUUUACUUCGUAAAGUGAUGGCAGAGCGGCACGCGCGGUUGCUCCUGUUUCUUUCGAUUCUUACCCCGCAAUGCUCGGCGGCAAGGGCCUUCACGCCGCUGCGCUUCAGUGUGGAGCCAACGGACACGCUGGCUGUGCGCGGCCUGCCCGCAGUGCUGAACUGCUCGGUGGCAGGUGGGGAGGCAGCAGUGGCGCGGGUGGAGUGGAGGAAGGACGGGACGUUUCUGAACCUGGCGGCCGACGAGCGCCGGCGUCUGCUACCCGGAGGCUCACUGUUCAUCGGCGCCGUGGUGCACUCCAAGCACAACAGGCCCGACGAGGGCGUCUACCAGUGCACCGCCACCCUCGACAGCCUGGGCUCCAUCAGCAGCCGGACGGCCCGUCUCACCGUGGCAGGCGUGCCACGCUUCUCAGGCCAGCCAGAGGCCGUGUCUGUGCAUGCUGGGGGCAGCGAGGUUCUGAACUGUGAGGUGAGCGCUGAGCUGGGCCCCUUUGCCCAUUGGGAGAGGGCGGGCGUCGCCGUGGAGAUGGACGGGCGCCUGGUGCAGUUGCCUAACGGGGCACUGGUGAUUAGCGAGGCCUCGAGCGCCGACGCCGGCCCCUACCGCUGUGUGAUAGAGGGGCUUGGGCCGCUCAAAGCCAGCGAGGACGUCCAGCUACACGUCCUGCCAGGUGCCGGGCUGGAGGAGAGAUUGGAGGUGCUGCUGGGCCCUGUGUCCCUGGCCAAGCCUGUGGGAGAGACUGUGCUGCUGCCAUGUGUAGUGAAGGGCUCCCCGGUUCCCACCAUCGGCUGGAUGCGCAACGCCAAGGCCGUGGACCAGAGCGACGAGAGGAUCUCUGUGAUCGGCGGAGGCGUACUGCGCAUCGCCAACCUGACGUCGGAGGACAGCGGGACCUACAGCUGCCGGGCGGACAACAGCAACGAGAGUGUGGAGACCCAGGCGAAGCUUACCGUGCUGGUUCCUCCUCAGUUCCUGAAGAAACCCUCAAACAUCUACGCCCAUGAAGCCAUGGAUAUCAUUUUCGAGUGCAAUGUCACAGGCUUCCCUGCCCCCACAGUGAAGUGGGUGAAGAACGGUGAUGCAGUCAUACCCAGCGACUACUUUAAAAUAGUGAAUCAGCAUGACCUGCAGGUGCUUGGCUUGGUGAAGUCUGAUGAGGGCUUUUACCAGUGUAUGGCUGAGAAUGAAGCUGGAAACAUACAGGCCGGUGCCCAACUGAUCAUCCUAGAACAGGACGUUGCCCUCCCCACGUCUGCUGUCCCCUCACUGACCAGUGCCACUACUGACCAUGUAGCCUCCGGCCCGGGCGAACGCCCAGGCCCCGCCCCCACGGCCCCCAGGGACCUUGUGGCGUCGUUGGUCUCUACCCGCUUCAUCAAGCUGACCUGGCGUCUACCGGCUGAGCUGCACGGAGAGAACCUCACUUACUCCGUUUUCCACAGCCUCCACGGCUCCAGCAGGGAGCGUGUGGAGAACACCACAGCGCCGGGAGAGAUGCAGGUCACCAUUCAGAACCUCAUGCCAGACACCAAGUACACCUUCAGGGUGGUAGCGUCCAACAGAAACGGCCUGGGUGAAAGCUCGCCCCCCCUUACAGUGGCCACCCAACCUGAAGUGCAGGUACCGGGUCCUGCCCCCAACCUGCAGGCAGCGUCCAUCACCUCCACCUCAGUCACGCUCACCUGGGAGAGACCUCUUACCGGCAAUGGGGAGAUCCACACGUAUAAACUCUACUACAGUGAGAAGGGUCAGGAUACGGAGCAGGACUUGGAUGUUGCAGGCCUGUCCUACACCAUGACAGGGCUGAAGAAAUUCACAGAGUACAGUUUCAGAAUGGUGGCUUACAACAAGCAUGGGCCUGGGGUCUCCACUGAAGACCUGCUCAUUCAGACGCUCUCUGAUGUACCAAGUGCUGCACCACAGAACGUCUCACUUGAAGUCCAGAACUCGAAGAGCAUUAUGAUCCGGUGGCAGCCCCCGCCUCCCGGCACUCUGAAUGGGGAGCUGACGGCCUAUAAGAUCCGCUACAGGAAGAGUGGUAGGAGGGGCGAGGCUGCUGAAGUCAUGACUACUCAGCUUUCUCAGCUUAUAGAUGGUCUAGACAGUGGAGCGGAGUACUCGUUCCGGCUGUCGGCCAGCACGACCAACGGCACGGGACCCGCCACAGAGUGGCUCACUGCUGAGACCUUCGAGAGUGACCUGGACGAGUCUCAGGUGCCUGGGAUGCCCAGUUCGCUGCAUGUGCGGCCCCUGGUGAACAGCAUUGUGGUGAGCUGGACCCCACCAGAGAACCAGUACAUUGUGGUGAGAGGCUACAGCAUUGCCUAUGGCAUAGGGAGCCCUCACGCACAGACCAUUAAAGUGGACUACAAACAACGCUACUACAGCAUCGACAACCUGGACCCCAGCUCCCAUUACGUGAUUACUCUGAAGGCCUUCAACAACAUGGGUGAGGGAAUACCUGUGUAUGAGAGCGCCAUCACCAGGUCUCAGUCAGAUCCCAUAGACCCAGAGAUUGAUUUGUUUGAACUCUUCCACCACCCCCCCCACACCCCAGCACCCGACCCCUCCCCCAUGCUACCCCCCGUGGGUGUUCAAGCCUCUGUCGUCAGCCACGAUGCCAUCAAGGUCUCCUGGGCCGAUAACUCGUUGCCCAAGAACCAGAAGAUCACAGACUCCAGAUACUACACCAUCCGCUGGAAGACCAACAUACCUGCCAACACCAAAUAUAAGGUUGCGAAUGCCACCACUCUGACCCACACAGUGGCGAACCUGAAGGCCAACACUUUGUACGAGUUCUCAGUCAUGGUGACCAAGGGCCGGCGCACCAGCACCUGGAGUAUGACUGCUCAUGGCACCACCUUCGAGACACUUCCCACCUCCGCUCCCAAAGAUGUGACGGUGGUGAGUAAGGAGGGCCGUCCCCGCACCAUCAACAUCAACUGGCAGCCACCGUCGGAGGCCAACGGCAAAAUCACAGGCUACAUCAUCUAUUACAGUACAGAUGUGAAUGCAGAGGUGCAUGACUGGGUUGUAGAGCCGGUGAUGGGGAACAGACUGACGCACCAGAUCCAGGAGCUCACGCUAGACACUACCUACUACUUCAAGAUCCAGGCCCGCAAUUCUAAGGGCAUGGGGCCGCUAUCUGACACAGUGCAGUUCCGCACGCCCAAAGCUGAGCCCUUGGACAAAAUGUCGAGUGAUCAAGUAGGCUUUCAGGGGAAGGCAGGUGGACGCUCAACUCUGCCCGAUCACGGAUUUGGAUCCUCCCUAGAUAAGCCUGGAAUCACGGGCAGUCAUGAGAACCAUAUCCUGGUGAUCGUCAUCAUCGUUUCUGUGGGAGUGUUUACCAUUGUCGCUGUGGUAGUGGGAGCGGUUCUCUGCACACGGCGCUCUAACUCUCAACAGAAAAAGUGUUCACCUCUUAGGAAGCGAGCAGCCUGCAAGUCUACUAAUGGCUCGCAUAAAUCUAAAAGCACCUCCAAAGACCUGAAGCCCCCGGACCUCUGGAUCCACCAUGAGCGUGUGGAGAUGAAGCCCAUAGAUAAAUCCCCUGAGCCCAACUUGGUCAUGACAGAGACACCCAUCCCCCGCAACACGCAAGAGCCCUCAGGUCAUGAGGUUGAGGAGAGUGUGUCUACACUGGCAGGCAGAAGGGGAGUGAGGCCCAAAAUUAUGAUGCCCUUUGACCCCCAGCCACCACAGCCUGUCAUUAGUGCCCACCCCAUCCAUUCGCUUGACCAUCUUCAUCACCACCACCACCAUCACUAUCACCCUCCACCCCGUGGCUAUCUCCAUCACCAGAUCAGCCUGAGGGCUCCAGCCACACCCUCCACCCCUGUCCCCUAUGUAGACAGGGCUCCUUCUUCUGAGUCCGUAAGGACCCAGCCUCCUGCUCCUCAGCCCCCCAGCGCAGCCGAGCUGCAGCAAUCAGAGGCGGUGAUUAAAGAGGAGGACCCCCCCUCCUACAAGCCCCCCUCAGCCCACGUCCACCCCAGCCACCCCAUGAAGAGCUUUGCUGUGCCCACUGUUUCUGUCUCAGCCCACAACCCGCCCAGCUCUGCCCUGCCCUGCACGCCACUGCUGGCUCAGCCAGUUCCUGGCGUGAAGACGGCAUCUAUUGGUACUCUGGGCAGAGCCCGGGCUCCAGUAGCAGUGACUGUGCCCAGCGCCCCUGACUCAGCAGAAACCAGCAAGAUGCUGCCAACGAAAGAGACAUGUAUCACACGGCUUUGAAGCCCUCGUUAAGCUUCCUGUUUACUUGGUCACAUGUCUACCUCCAUAUCAACUCCUCUACCAACAUGUUAAUCACUUGCUUCCCAUCUCCCUCUUCCUUUACACCUUCCCACCUUUCUUUGUUUCGUCCCAACUCAUCUCCCUGGCUGUAACUCUAACCCGGCCUCACCCUGCAUGGCUCUCUAAGGCCUACGAGACAGACGAGCUGUCUGAGGAAAUGGCUCAUUUGGAGGGCUUGAUGAAGGACCUGAAUGCCAUCACCACAGCCUGAUAUCACCGAGCUCCCGCUGGACCUGGAGCCCCGUGCUGGACUCAGAGCCUAGCUAGCUCACCCUGGAUGGUCUCAGGAAGGGCCCAGCUGUUUUCCAUACUGACUGAUCGCAGUUCAUUUUAGGCUGAGUGCUUAGGGACUGACCAGCCUCAGCAGACGUUUGUUUCUGCAUUUUGCUUGGAUCGAAGGGCAAAGAAAGGGCUGCAAAGGGAAGCAUUCCACUGACCACCAUUUUCAAAGAAGAAUUCAGAGGAAACUGGACACUUUUUUUGUUUAAGUGCUGUAGUUUUUGGAUAUCAUAAAUAUUGCAUUUUUUUUCAUUUUGUACAUGUACAUGCACACAAUGUAUAAUCAUUUUUCUUUUGUUUAUGUACUCAGUCAUAAAUUUAUGCAUACCAUUGGGAAUGUGUGGGUGUAUUUAUAUUGACUCAUUUAAAGUAGCUGUGGUUCUGUUUACAUAUCCAUGUAAAAAGAGCAAAUGUGGACACUGACUUUGGUUCCAAAUGGUUAUAUAGUUUAAAAUGUCUGCUUUUAGCUCUUCACUGAAGAAUUUUGUUCAUUUCUGGUGGUCUAAAGAAAUGUAAUGCUAUGACAUGCGUUCUUUCCGAGGGAGACUUACAACUACAACUAUGAAUAUGCAUCAUAAGGAGUAUUACAGGCAAGUACGUAUAGUUUGUGGAUGUACAAAGACAACUAUGGACCCCAAAAGCUAUUUUUGCUACCAAUUACAAUCCCUCUGAGAUGUUAAAAUCAGCAUGUCAACAAUGCUGUAGUUAUGUGGUGCUUACCAUAUGGAGACCUAAGACUUUUGGGACGGCCUCUGGUCUUCACAAGAGCGUCACCUUUCAUACCUCAUGGGCUCACAGUUAGGCUAGCAGAUCAGCACAACAGCCAUGUCUUACUUCUUCUGUCUGAGCUGGAUACACCAGAUAAAGCUGUCCACGGUCUUACCCUGUGCCCUUUGACCUGAAGGAGAUCCCAGUACAGGGACUGAUUCUUUGAACUUUUAAGAUUUUGACCUUUGUACACUUCCAAAAAAAACCACACUUUUUAUAUUAAAGCUGUUGGUUGUUUUUUAUAAAAAUAAAUGUACACAUUCUCCAUGUAAAUGAUGAGCUGUGCAAGGCUUAAUAUGUUCAUGAUUCUCAAAUAUGUUCCACCACUCCUUCCAAAGAAAGAAAAAAAAAAAGAAAUCUGCAAUGCUGGUUGCAUUACACAUGUACAGUAUCUCAUACAAAUGAAUGUUAAUGUGACUAAGAAGUUCUGCUAAUUAAUAAAGUCAAUGUUUAUAAAUGUGUUUGAUGGUGGGGUGGGGUGGUCAGAUACUGAGCCCUUAGAAUGAAGGGUGCACAGUGAAACCUUCAUUUGCACUUUUUAUAUGGAUUUAAAAAGGGGCAAAUGCCAUGUUAAAUAUGAAACUAUUUUAUGUAACAAUGCAGCAGGUCUUAUAAAUACUACCAUUUGAUUUGGUGUUUUACAGGCUUGUGUGUUAUUGGUUGAUGGGUCAUACUGCUUGUACACCAACGUUUUUUGUUUCUGCUAUUGUAGAAUGAUUUGGAAAUUCAAAUGGAAAACCAUGUUCCAGCCUGGUUUUUCAAUACAUUUCUGUAUUUCAUCUUCCAAGUUUACAAAUUUUUUGUAAUUCCCCAAAACAUUUCCCUCAAAUACAAAUACAGUGGCUUCAGAAACUAUUCAGACCUCUUUUGUUGCACAUAGUUUUUACACACCAGUCCACACCCAUAAUGAGGAAAGGAAAAUGCUUUUAUAGAGUUGUCAAUAAAAUAAAAUAAAAUAAAUAAUUCACAAAA